Molecule: messenger RNA, 432 nt
Organism: Sander lucioperca (pikeperch)
Lineage: Eukaryota; Metazoa; Chordata; Actinopteri; Perciformes; Percidae
Product: G2/M phase-specific E3 ubiquitin-protein ligase-like
Exons: 3
Coding region: 1-432 (143 amino acids)
Molecular function (GO): ubiquitin-protein transferase activity
Source: RefSeq, a predicted model, not a curated record
AUGGUGGAGGAUAUCAUCAUGUUUCAGGUGGUUCAUCGAGUCAGUGGAGCACUUCAAAGAUUCCGGGAGGGGAUGAAGACCCUUGGUGUUCUUGAUGCAAUAAGAAUGCACCCAGAUGCUUUCAGACUGCUGUUUUGUCACGAGCCAUCCACACUCACAGCUGCAUUUUGGAGGGACUACCUGCUGGAUGUUGAGGAGCAAGAGGGACCCUUACAACUUGGGGGUAUCCUGGCCUUUGCGACGGGAGCAAAUUCAAUUCCACCCCUGGGCUUCUCCCCACGACCUUCAGUAGAUUUUCUCCAUGAGCUGCCCCUCAGACAAGGCCGUCAUUUACCCACCGUAAACACAUGCAUUAACUGCCUGCGGUUGCCAGUCCUGAAAAAAUUCGAGGAUUUCAACGAAACUAUGGAUUUUGCAUUUGGUCAGGAAUGA